Messenger RNA from Schistosoma bovis, 598 nucleotides. The record is from the annotation of a GenBank genome assembly. Lineage: Eukaryota; Metazoa; Platyhelminthes; Trematoda; Strigeidida; Schistosomatidae.
UUAUCAUUUCUAUUGUAUAAUCUAAUGAUGAGUUCAUUUAAUCUGGCAAUUCUAUUCAUUGUAACUAUUGCAUUACAAUUAUGUUUAGGUUUUGGUGGAAUUGAUCAUAUCGACAAAGAUAGGCAUUCUAUUUUAAAUGAAACUCUAAUUAACAAGUCGGUUAUUCUUGUGAAUAAAAUAAUAAAUUCAAAUUUUUGGUAUGCACAAACUAAUAUUACUAAUAUAACAAUACAAAUUGUAAAUGGUUUAUUAUUACAAUAUAAUUUACAUCUUACACGUACUAAUUGUACAAAACAUAAUAGGAUGAUGCAAAAGAUUAAAAAUAAUCAAACGGUUCGAUGUCAAUUCAAUCAUAAUACUACUGGUCUGGUGUGUCAAAUUCAAAUUUUACUUCAACCAUGGACGAAGCAACAUUAUCGAAUGACGAUUAAGAGCUGUAACCCAGAGAUGAAAUCAAUGAAUAACAUGAAAUAUCCUCCGAAACAACAUCAACCAAUGAUUCCUUACCAUCAACCAUAAUCAAUAAUAAACAAUCGAGUAUUAUUUUAAAGUGUUUAAUUCUACUAAGAAUUAUUAUUAAGAAAAUAAUUUGUAACUU